AUGAGCCCAGCAACCAUGACGUCUCGCGAGGUCUUUUUACUGCCUCUCAACGACGAUGGUUCCCCCGAUGUGGCCGGCCAGUAUAUUUACCUCGCGCCCAAGUCCAGAGAACCCGUCAUCGUCCGCUUCGUCAUCGAGGGCGCCUCCUCCAUUUGCCGCCAUGGCAGCCUAUGGGUCAACAUCCCCAGCAAGGGCCAAGAAUUUCGCCGCGACAAGUUUCGCGAGUUUCCCUUGAAACCCGACUUUAACCGCUCCAUUGAAAUCUCCGUUCCUAUAUACGAAGCAGGCGCCUUUGCCUUCUAUACCACCUACGCCGAACUGCCUGACCUACGACCGACCCUAGAUGCCGCCGCCCACGAGUCGCUCAAGCAGACACCAACCUACUAUAUUGAUGUUGCUCCCCGUCUGACCCUCGACGGUCGCGCACUGCCGCUUCCCGCCCUAUCUGUCUUCUCCAUCAUAAGCAAAUUCAUGGGCCGCUAUCCUCAGGAUUGGGACGCCCAUCUCAGUGGCAUCAGCGAAAGGGGAUACAACAUGGUUCACUUCACCCCUCUGCAACUCCGUGGUGAAUCCAAUUCGCCCUACAGUCUCUACGACCAGCUCAGCUGGGACCCCAUGUGUUUUCCAAAUGGCGAACAAGACGUUAAGCGCAUGAUCGAUAGCUUGGAAAAGAGGCACUCCCUGCUAAGUUUGACCGAUAUUGUCUUGAAUCAUACCGCCAGCAACACGCAAUGGCUGCAGGAACACCCAGAAGCUGGCUACAAUCUUGUUACCGCGCCUUGGCUCCAGUCUGCCUAUGAGCUCGACACCAAGCUUCUAGAGCUAGGCGACAAGCUCCAACAGCUGGGCUUACCCGUGGACCCCAAAUCUUCAGACGACGUCUUGAAAAUCAUGGAAGCCGUGAAGAAUAACGUCUUGGCAGAGUUGCGUCUUUGGGAAUACUAUGUGCUGGCUGUAGAUGCCAAUGCUGACGCCAUUGUCCAAGCUUGGGUGGACGGCAAGACCUUUGCGCCCCCUAAAGAGGCAGGCGAAUCGUUUUCUCUUCAAGGUCUCGAAGAGAGCAAACUCGCCGACCAAGUUGCAUUCGUUAAAACAUUUGGUCUCAACGGCCUUGAUCACCUGGGCGAGCGAUUCAGGCGCACUGUCGACCCCGCUAUCGGCGCGACCGUCUUAUCCUUUGCUCUCGGUAAGUAUCAAGGAGAUGGCCACUCUGCAAGCAAGGGUGCCGCCAGAGCAAAGACGACCAAGAUAUUGGAUGCUCUCAAUGUACCAUUUUACGAGGAAUACGAUACCGAUAUAAAAGAGGCAUUAGAACAGCUGUUCAACAGAAUCAAAUAUGUUCGCUUGGAUGAACAUGGACCCAAGCUCGGCCCAAUCAACAAAAAGAAUCCCCUCAUCGAAUCAUACUUUACCCGUCUCCCUCAAACGGAGGCCACCUCCAAACUCAAGCCCGAGGAGAAGGCCCUAGUCAACAAUGGCUGGGUUUGGGGCGGUAAUGCCCUGGUCGACCAUGCUGGACCUCAAUCAAAGGUAUACCUCCGCCGAGAGGUCAUCAUUUGGGGUGACUGCGUAAAGCUCCGGUAUGGUUCCAAGCCACAAGACAGCCCGUGGCUCUGGGAACACAUGACCAAGUACGCUCGUCUGCUUGCCAAGUAUUUCGUCGGCCUGCGCAUCGACAACUGCCACUCUACCCCCAUUCACGUUGCGGAACACAUUCUUGACGAAGCCAGACGAGUGAGACCCGACUUGUAUGUCGUUGCAGAAUUGUUCUCAGGCUCGGAAGAGACAGAUUACAUUUUUGUCAAGCGUCUCGGCCUUAGCUCACUUAUUCGCGAAGCUAUGCAAGCCUGGAGCACCGCGGAAUUGAGCCGCUUGGUGCAUCGCCAUGGUGGCAGCCCUAUUGGUAGCUUCGAGGUCGAUGAGGUUUCCACCACUGACACAACCAGCGACAAGGGCAACUUGUCGAGGGAAAUCAUCAAACAGAUUCGACCUACACCAGUUCACGCUCUCUUCAUGGACUGCACACACGACAAUGAGACUCCUGCACAGAAACGAGAUGCCCGCGAUACUCUUCCCAAUGCCGCCCUCGUAAGCAUGUGCUCAAGCGCCACUGGCAGCGUGAUGGGUUACGACGAAAUUUACCCAAGGUUGAUUGACCUCGUCAACGAGACUCGCCUCUACACUUCAGAGUCAUCGCGGUCUCCACCCGAGGGCACGACAGGCACGAAUGGUAUUGGUGGUGUAAAGAAGCUUCUCAACCAGAUACACACUCUUAUGGGCAAAGACGCAUACGACGAAACCCACAUUCACCACGAAGACCAGUAUAUCACUGUCCACAGAGUUCACCCCAAGUCGAGAAAGGGAUACUUCCUCAUCGCUCACACGGCUUUCCCUGGCUAUGGCAAUGGCCGGGCGUCCAUUGCCCCGGUUGAGCUUAACGGGACCAAGGUCCAGCACCUGGGCAGCUGGAUGUUGGAAGUUGAUGCAAGCGAAGAGGAGACGGCUAAGGUACUUGGUGAUGACAAGUAUUUACGUGGUUUGCCCAGCAAGGUGGUCGCUAUCACUGGCAUCGAUGUUGAGCAGAGGGGAGACGAUGCAAUCAUUACAGUUCGGGAAAAGUUUCCUCCCGGGAGUAUCGCUCUAUUCGAAACGUGGAUUCCUGCGGCCGAGCAUUCAGCAGGUCUCGACACCUACGUCACAUCGGGAGCUAGAGAGGCUUGGAAGGACCUCAACCUCAUCGAUCUCAACUUUUUGAUGUACCGUUGCGAGGCAGAGGAGAGAGAUGCCACCGAUGGCGCAGACGGUGUAUAUGAUAUUCCUAGCCACGGCAAGCUUGUCUACGCCGGUGUUCAAGGCUGGUGGAGCGUCUUGAAGGACAUCAUUCACAACAACGACUUGGCACACCCGCUUUGUCAGAAUCUUCGAGAUGGUGCUUGGGCUCUGGAUUUUCUCCAAGGAAGAAUUGAGCGACAAAGCAAGCUUCCGGGCCAGGACCGGCUCAUUGCACCGGGACAAUGGUUUAAAGACAGAUUUGAGGCCAUCAAAGCCAUCCCCAGCUUUCUGUUACCUCGUUAUUUUGCACUGGUAAUAAGGACCGCCUAUCAAGCUAGCUGGAGCAAAUCUCUCGAGCUCAUGUCACCCAGCAUCGAAAAGAGUCAAUGGUUCCUUCAGAGCCUAGCCUUGGUUAGCGUUCAGCAGACUGGACUAGUCAAGUCUGCCUCACUCUGGCCGGAAAAGAAGGUGCCAUCCAUUGCCGCUGGUCUACCACAUUUUGCAGUUGAAUGGGCGAGAUGCUGGGGGCGUGAUGUCUUCAUCUCUAUUCGUGGUUUGUUCCUCGGAACCGAGCGUUAUGACGAGGCAAAGGAGCACAUCCUUGCUUUCGCCAGUGUCUUGAAGCACGGCAUGAUUCCCAAUCUAUUAAGCAGCGGCGACGCACCGCGAUACAACUCGAGAGAUUCAAUUUGGUUCUUUCUACAAACCAUCCAGGACUACGUGAAACUCGCGCCCGAGGGCCUCGACUUGCUCAAAGUCAAGGUACCACGGCGUUUUCUUCCAUACGAUGACACUUGGUUCCCAACCAAUGAUCCACGUGCCUAUUCUAAGGAAAGCACGAUCGAGGAGGUCAUCCAAGAGGCUCUUCAAAGACAUGCUACCGGUAUGAAGUAUCGUGAAGCCAAUGCCGGACCUCAGAUCGAUUCGCAGAUGAAAGACGAGGGUUUCAACCAGAGCAUUCAUGUAGACUGGACGACUGGCAUCAUUUUUGGUGGCAAUCAGUCGAACUGCGGCACAUGGAUGGACAAGAUGGGCGAAAGUGAGCGUGCUGGCUCCAAGGGCAUUCCCGGAACGCCUCGCGAUGGCGCUGCUAUUGAGAUCACGGGCUUAUUGUACAGCACGGUCAAAUGGCUAGCUGGCCUGCACAAGGAUGGAAAAUUUCGUCAUGAGGGCGUGACCAAGUCAGACAAUGGCUCUGUAUCUUAUGUCAAGUGGGCCGAGCUGCUCAAGUCUAACUUUGAGCGCUGCUACUACGUUCCUCUCUCCCCAAACGAUGAUGGCAAGUACGAUGUCAACCCAAAGAUUAUCAACCGCCGUGGCAUGUACAAGGAUCUGUACAAAUCUGGCAAGGAAUACGAAGACUACCAGUUGCGAGCCAACUUCCCUAUUGCCAUGACGGUUGCGUCCGACUUGUUUGAUGAGAAGCACGCAAUGGAGGCACUGUGCCUCGCGGACCGUGUGCUGCGCGGGCCGACGGGCAUGGCGACACUGGAUCCGAGCGACCUCAACUACCGGCCGUACUACAGAAACAGCGAAGACAGCGACGACUUUGCGACGAGCAAGGGCCGCAAUUACCACCAGGGACCGGAGUGGCUGUGGCCCACAGGCUUCUUUCUGCGCGCGUUGCUCAAAUUUGACCUCAAGCGGCGGACGACGGCCGAGGGUCGUAUCGAGGCGUUUCAGCAGGUGACGAGGCGGCUGGCUGGGUGCAAGAAAAUGAUUCGAGAGUCGCCGUGGGCGGGCCUCACGGAGCUUACGCAGAAGAAUGGAGAGUACUGUCCAGACUCGAGUCCUACGCAAGCGUGGUCGGCGAGCUGCUUGAUUGAUUUGUACAUGGAUGCGCGGGAAGAGGCGGAGCGUCAUUGA
This is a messenger RNA of Beauveria bassiana ARSEF 2860, 4638 nucleotides long. RefSeq names its product glycoside hydrolase family 13. The transcript has 3 exons. Lineage: Eukaryota; Fungi; Ascomycota; Sordariomycetes; Hypocreales; Cordycipitaceae. Gene Ontology annotation, molecular function: amylo-alpha-1,6-glucosidase activity; 4-alpha-glucanotransferase activity. The record is from RefSeq and is a predicted model, not a curated record. Gene Ontology annotation, biological process: glycogen catabolic process; glycogen biosynthetic process. The coding region runs from base 1 to 4638 and encodes 1545 amino acids.